Molecule: messenger RNA, 924 nt
Organism: Cucumis sativus (cucumber)
Lineage: Eukaryota; Viridiplantae; Streptophyta; Magnoliopsida; Cucurbitales; Cucurbitaceae
Product: DNA-binding protein DDB_G0278111
Exons: 7
Coding region: 233-619 (128 amino acids)
Cellular component (GO): nucleus; cytosol
Molecular function (GO): DNA binding
Source: RefSeq, a predicted model, not a curated record
UUCCACUACGAUUUAAUUGGGAUUCGGAGGUAAGUGGAAACAAUAGUUAGAAAGGCGCCACAACCUGACCCCUGAGAGAGCUACGAUACGAGCGACAGGGGAAAAAAGGUGGGUCGCGUCCUGUCAACGCAACCGAGCAAUUCUUCCCCCUCUCUUCGUUUUUUCCUCCCCCAGCUUAUAGCGAAAUCAUUCAACUCUACUUCUACUAACUGCUACCUCCUUCCUCGAAACAAUGAAUGAUCCAGAACUAGAAGCAAUCAGGCAGAGAAGAAUGCAGGAACUCAUGGCCCAGCGUGGCAUGGGGAGCCAAAAUAAUCCUGAACAACAGAAGGCCCAGGAAGAAGCUAGGAGUGAAGCAGAGGAACGUAGGCAAAUGAUGCUGAGUCAGAUUCUGUCAAUGCAAGCCAGAGAAAGACUUUCUCGAAUUGCAUUGGUUAAACCUGAGAAGGCACGAGGUGUCGAAGAUGUUAUACUGAGAGCUGCACAGAUGGGGCAAAUUGUAGAGAAGGUCUCUGAAGAGAGGCUUAUUACAUUGCUAGAACAAAUCAACAAUCAGACCACAAAACAGACGAAAGUCACUAUACAAAGGCGUCGAAGCGUUCUAGAGGAUGACGAUUAGCAAGUGAGAUGAAUUGCAUACCUUAUAUGAUAUAAUGCAUAUACCAGCAGUCUUGGUUGUAUGUUUAUUGCUCGCGUGAUACAGUAUCUACCUUUUUAUCUAUUACUCUGCUGCGUUAUUUUAUGGGGAUAUUCUCACGUCAGAAUGCUAGAGCUCCUCGGAGUUAGCUGUUAUUACUCCAUUGUUGCGGCUAUAUUUGCCAAACUAUUAAGUACCAACCUUGAAAUAUUAUUUUACUUUCUAAUUUGUGAUUGUUAAAGUGGAAUUGAUUUUCUUUCAAUUCUGAGUGUGAGUGUUUUAAUCUA